Molecule: messenger RNA, 8214 nt
Organism: Leishmania major strain Friedlin
Lineage: Eukaryota; Euglenozoa; Kinetoplastea; Trypanosomatida; Trypanosomatidae
Product: putative inositol polyphosphate phosphatase
Exons: 1
Coding region: 1-8214 (2737 amino acids)
Biological process (GO): phosphatidylinositol dephosphorylation
Cellular component (GO): intracellular membrane-bounded organelle
Molecular function (GO): phosphatidylinositol-3,5-bisphosphate 5-phosphatase activity
Source: RefSeq, a predicted model, not a curated record
AUGGCGGCCGCCGCGUCACCGUUCUCGCUGCCUCGUGCGCGGUUGUCAGCGCUGCAGCAGCUCCCGCUUGACUCCAUCACGGUGUUCGAUACGGCCACCCACUGCCACCUGCUCGGCACGGACAGCCUACAGAAGAACUUCCACCUUCUCUCCUGCCGCAAGCACAGCGCUGAACAAACACCGUGCCACAACGCUGUCAGCAACAGUAGCGUCGCCUCGACCACCGGCAGUGAUGGACGCCAGAACGUCAUCGUGUCCGAGUCGGAGGCGGGGCGGGCAGGGGUAGGUACCGCCGCUUCCCCAAGCGCCUCCCACGCCGAACUGUUUGGCCUUGACAACUUGCACGACUUCACGAAUUACGCCGUCUACUCCCCGACAGAAGCCGGUGCCCUCGUCGACGCUCUGCGACGGGAGCACGGCGCGACCAUGCGCGUUCUCUCCGCUGUCGCCUUCCUCGGUGCGGUGCGCUUCACCGCCGGCUACUACGUGGUACUAGUGACGGAGCGACGCAUGGCGGGCUACCUUGGCGUGCACCGGCUCUUCGAGGCCGUGAGCGUGGAACUGGUCUCGCUGCAGCUGGAUCCUGAAUGGGUGGCCGCCGCAGAGACGCAGGCGCGAAAACGGCUGCAGCAGCUUCGGUGCGGCGGCGGCAUUGGUGCUCGAGGCUUCAAGGCCGGCUACUCCCCGCUUAUCUCUACACCAGAGACGACUGCAAGCUCGCCGUUUGCGCCUUCUACCUUCAGCUCCCGCCCCACCAGGGCUGGCUACGGCAGCAAGUCCGUCGCCUCCGGUGCAGGCGCCUCGGCGUCUGCCACCUCGUACAUUUUUCAACGCCGGAGCCUGGAAGAGCUGUAUCGGCAGCAGUUCAUCACCUCCCUCUCGCGCGCCUCAUCUUUCUUUUACUCGCACAGUUACGACCUCACGAAUACCCUUCAGCGGAACAUGCUGGCGGCAGGGGCAGCGGCGUCCGACGGGGCCCAGCCGAUCACCUACGCGGGCAACAGAGGGCGGCACGGCUUUGAGCGGUGCCCAGAUCGCGUCGCAGCGGCAGAUGCCAGGGCGGAGCCCUCCCCGCGAAAUGGUCAGCCGCUGCAGCCACGGAUGCAGUAUGUGUGGAACGAAUACCUUUUGGAGCCGUGGCAGCGGAACGAUCUCGAUGCGAAAAGCGUUGACGCCGAGAUAAGUGAUGUAGCCGAGGCCGAUGUCGGUGGCGGUGACGCGCCGGCAGCCCCGCCCGCCGGCCGUGCAAAACUUUAUUCGGUGCCGCAGUACCCACCUGCACUGUCGCGGUGGUGUGUCUUCCUCGUGCAUGGCUACAUUACGCAGCGCGCUGUGGUGGUACGCCGGCCAGCCUUUCGCACGCUUCUCAUCACGCUCAUCGCACGUGUCAGCAAGGCGUCGGCCGGCGUACGCUACCUCCGGCGCGGCCUCAACAGUGACGGACACGUUGCAAAUCACGUUGAGGUGGAGCAGAUCAUCAGUGACGAGUCUUCGUGGAACUCGGCCUUCACUGCCGGCGCCCUCACCUCCUACGUCCAGCUGCGUGGGUCGGUGCCGGUGCGGUGGUAUCACCCACCGACAGCGUCGCGCCUGCUUCCGAAGCCGCCAAUCGUUAUAGGUCCGCACGACUCACAGUGGAGUGAGACAUGCCUUCACUUUCAGCACCUCCUGGAGCAGUACGGCACACCCGUCUUGGUGCACGACCUUCUCAAGCGCAGGGAGAACAACGCGCGGGAGAGCGUGCUCAGCGACGCGUACCGCGCGGCGGUACGUGCCAUGGUCGCCGCUGUGGACCGUUGGACCGCCACCGCGGACGCUGCGACCGCCGGCCAGGACGGCGAGGAGAGGAGUAACGCAAGCGAGCCACGUGUCUGCGGCGCUGACAUUCUCCAGUACGAGUCCACUGACCUUCGCAGUCUCAGCCAGCUCGCGUGGAACACGAUGACGGCCGUGGCAGAGCAGCACUUCAGCGCGGUGCGCUGCUUUGUCAGCAGGCGAUGCUGCCCGGUCGCCACUCUUGAGCGGUACGCGCAGUGUGCUUCUCACCUCGAUCACAGUGACUUCCUCAUGAUGGGUGACACCAGCGAGGUCGCCGAAGCACACGACAGACGCGUCAGUGGCGACGUCGAAGAUGCGGAGGUUGUUCAGCUGCAGUGCGGUGUGGUCCGCAGCAACUGUCUCGACUGCAUCGACCGCACUAACCUUGGUCAGCUUUUCCACGGCCUCCACGCUCUGGGGGAGCAGCUGUCCGCGCUCGGUCUGCUGCGGCACGCAGCGGACGUAUGUGACUCGCCAGCGGUAAUGGAGAUGCUGCUUGAGAUGUACCUGGCCAUGGGCGACGCCAUAGCCACCCAGUACGGCGGCUCCGCCCAGGUCGGCGCUGGUGUGCUACACCGCGGCGCGGGUUGGGAUCAGCUGAUGGGGGUGAAGCGCCUCUACCACAACGUCAUGGGUGACCGUGACAAACAGGAGGCCAUGAACCUUCUGCUCGGCCGCAAGCAGCCGCUGCCUCGCCGUGGCUCACGCGCCUGCAACGCAGAGAUGCACAGCCCUGGCCAAAUGGCCCCGCUCUCCCUUGACCAGGCCUCCCCAUCAUCCACGGCGCCGUCGCUGAGCGCCUCCAUCACGUCUGCGUCGGCAGCGGUGGCGGCUGCGUCGACUGGCGCGGGCCGCGGCCCGCUUGCAAGCGAGGAUGCUGUGACGCCGCCGGCAUCCUUCUUCUCUGGAAUCCGCCAGACAGCCUCGCGGUGGUGGAGCGAAGCCACUUCGUCGGCGUCGUCUUCUGUGGCCGCGGUGGCGGCCGCGGAGGCAGAGGCAGAGGCCGACUACUACGAGCAAGUCUCCAGCGCCCCACGGCUGCCUCUGGCUGGUCUGCUGACGUCGUGGUGGGUGCAGCCGCUACGCCGCUUCGACGAGUGGUGUGCUGCAUGUGGUGUCAGUGCACUGCGGAGCGCCACGCGGAAUAGCAAGAUGGCAGACGCCGCGAGCGUGCGGAGGUUAGGAGCAGUCGCUACCCCGAAGGCGCCGCGCAGUUCCUUGGCUCACUCAGAUGUGUCCUUCUCUCGUGCACCGACGCUUGCCUCCUCGACAAGCUCCCGCGCGAGUAUGCCGACGAGCGCGGCGGUGGCGGCGGCCGGCGCCUACGGCGGAGACGAGCUUGCGCUUCGUCUUCUAGCCGCCGAGGCGCAGGCGCAGGAACGUUGGAGGCUCUUCAUUGCCAAUGUGGAGCGACAAGCUUGCCUCGCCCCAGCGCGGCGCGACGCUGCCACGCAGCUCUACCACGACAGGCGUAGGGGGGUGUCGCAUAGCGACGUGAACGACGAUACCGCCGCAGCACCGUCCCUGCCUUCGCUCUUCUCUCCAGUCCCGGCGGGCAUCCCCGCUAGCGACGCGUCGGCGCCGUCACGCACAAUGCAGUGGUCUCUCGUAAGCAGUGCCACGUCGUUGACUGUGCGUGCAGCGGUCGCCGCUGGAAGCGCGGAGGCAGGUGCCCUGUCUCGUGCAGGAUAUGCAACGGUGGCAUCGGCGGCACUCGCGCCUCUGCCCCUCUCGGCGCCGUUGUUGGCCGCUCCGCCGUGCCUCUUCGCUGAGCCGUGGGUUAUUCUCCGCACGACGAUGCACGUGUUGCCCGUCGAAAGCGUCGCUGCUGCGGAGCGCUGGUCGACCCGGACAUCAAAUGCCUCUGCUGCUGCGUUGUGCUCUGGCAACUUUGUGCGAUCGGGUAAGAAGCGUGCUUCGAUUUACGGCGUCGGCGAUGUUUUCCAGCGGGAACCGCCGUACAGCGUCGGGCAAGCCGUUGUGCGCCAGCUCCUUGGCCGGUUCCCGCCUGCCGCCGCGGUGGUCACCGCUCACUCUCGGCGCCAGGCGCUGAUGGAGCAACAUCAGCCCUGGCGGUCGCCGCCGGAGGCUCAUCCACACGACACCUUUCCAAGCAUUGUGCGGAGCAGCGCGUUCGCGCUGCAGAAUGCGGACCUUGAACGGCUGGCGUACCGGGAGGUGCUGUGGAUAGUAGAUGCUGUCGGCAGGGCGGCAGCUGGGGGGCGCGGAGUGUCCGCGGAAUCGCUGCAGAGGUCCGCAUCGCGUGCUUCGAUGGCGCAGCCCUCAUCACUGCCGGGAUGGCCGUGGACUCUCUCCACGCAGGAAGUCGCGGACCGUCAGUUCACAGCGGCGCUGCUCGUGGAUUGGUUCGGCGCGCCGGCAACGUGGGGGCUAGAGGACAUGGUACGAGUGGUGCAGCGCCUCGUCUACCCCGAGCUCUUGCCGGUGGAGGUUCUGCAAGUGCUGCGCAGCAGCCGUGUGCAGCCGCCACUCGAAGGAGCAGAGCUUCUGUUUGCUGGUGCGCCUGCGAGGGUAGAAGAGGGCGUGGAGGAACGGGAGAAACGUGUGGACGCGGAGACGAGGCAAUACUGGCAUGAGCGACUCGCCGCAUCAGUCGGACAACGAGGUCCACUCUUCGCCCGCGGCACUGCCGCCACCGCCUUCCAGCAUGCCUCCAGGCGGACGGCGCCACGGCGGGACCCCGGGGGCAGAGGCGGCGCCCUCCCUGGGCGGACGUCACCCGUGUGCUUUUCCCCGCCGUCCACGCCGCUGCCGUAUCAGUGGGAUGUGGACGUCGACGCAGGCAGCCCCGUGCAAGCGGCGGUGGCUCUCCUCUGCCGUCUCGCGGGCGUUCUACGCUUCGCGGCGCACGACACCACGGCGAGCGGGGCAUCGGUGAACGGCACGGGCAUCGAGCCGGUCGUGAUGGCGCGCGGCAACGGAGCAGUCGCGGCCACCUCUAUGGCAGCUCGCUGGAGCCACGUAGUCUCGACGGGUGAGAAGCGCGGUGGCGCAAGCGUGAACGUCCUCGCUGUAUCGGCGCACGACGCCGACGCUGCGCAGGACGAGAAGGCCGCGGCUGUCCGCCGUGUGGAAGAGGCGCUUCUCCCCUUACUGGAAGAGUGCCCCAUCGCUAACGCGCCUGCAUCUGCAUACCUUCCGGGCCUCUUUCCCGAGCAUGAGACCCUCCCCGACUCGCUGCGUCGGCAGUGGCUCCUGUGUCGUCUCCUGCAGCCCAUCUUUGCCCGCUGCGCUCUAACGCCGCCAACGCUGCACAGCCUGCUUCAUGACUUCUUUGCCGCGCUGCUCACUGUCGACGACGCUGCCGCAGGCCCUGCCGACGAGGUGCAUGGGAAGCGUGAGCAGCGGCAACAGUGCCGACGCCGCGAGUACCGCGUUCGCUACAGCUUUGUGCUGCCGCAGCAGCCACCGCAGGGGCAAAGCCCCAGCCUGCAACCCUCCGGCGAUCACGCUGCGGAUGACGCUGGGGGUCGCGGGGAUGGAUGGCACCUGUACAAUCUCUUUUUUGGCAGGCCUACGUCGCUGUCGUCCUCCUCACCGCAGGAGCCGGCGAAUGCGGACAAAGCCUGCUCAUCCCCCACCUCCGCCGCGGCUUCACGAACGCUAAACAUUCCGGCCACGCUGAAGGUGCGGCACUGCUGCUCUGCCUUGGAUCUCUACCGCUGGUCUGUGGCGCACUGUCCGCUCUUCCUGAUUCCUCCUGAGGGCGAGCCGAGCAGCGCGUCCGUGGUUUCCAGAAACGGCAGCAGCGCGAGCAGGAGCACCGCAGCGGCUGCGUGGCACCUGCUCUGGUGGGCAGUCGACAACAACUUUCUCAUUCCUGUAGUGCGCCGCCGCGGCCAGGCAACGCUCGAAAUGCUAGCGGAUGAGACAGCACUCUUCUGCGUGAAGCGCGACGUUGCGCGCGUCGCGCUGAACGUAGAGCGCCGCUGCCGCGACGACGUCUGGCGACCGCAGCAACCGGCAGCACGGGCCAACUCUGGGAAAGAGGUGCCUGGCUCCAGCGCCAUCUAUGGAGUCGAUCUCACCUCAUCGAUGCUGCGGCUGCACCGGCCCCUUCAUCGCAGCGCUCUCGCCGGCAUCUUGGCGCUGAGCGAAAAUCUGGCGAGUCUCGGCCUGCGUGCCGCGACGCAGGUGCAGGAGUUCUUCCGCGCUCGAAACGUGCACGGCUGGGCGCGGCAGUCCCUCGGUGCCGGCGCUGGCACUACGGUCGCUCUCUUCGGCGGCCGCGCCGUUGGUGCAACGGGAGUGGUAGACUCCUCCUCCGUGGCCAGCGCCAGCAGCGGCUCCAGCGCUGCCACACCAGCCGCUGUCGUUCGACGUUUUCACCGACUCGCCGAGGACUGCCUGCAGAGCGUGCAGAGUGCCAUGGUAGCGCUUCAGCACAUGUCUCUCGAGGUUCUUGCGAGGGACGCCGCCAUGCACGACUACGUCAGCUUCUUCGUGAACGUGUACAAUGCAGCCUACGUAGCGGCGUGGCUGACGAAUGUGAAGGAGCUAGUGAGUAACGGCGCCGCAGCGGCGACGGCUGACACGAACUCACCCGCGAAGAGCAGCCACCACCAACACCAGGGUGCUCUUCGCGCGCCGACAUCACGCACCAUCGACCUCUUCCCGCUGCCCACCUUGUGCAACACGAGCUACGCCUGCUUCAUGUACGCGUACGGCGUCGUCAUUGGCGGCGUGUUUGUGAGCCUCGAAGAGAUGAAAUACGGCAUCCUGGGCGGAAACCGAGCUCCGCCCCACUGCGACCUGCCGCUGUGGCCCCCCAUUGGGGGCAACGGUGCCAGUCCCUGCUGCCCCUCUAGCAGUCAGCAGUCGAGAGAGCUGGACUGGCGACAGCAGAUGCAGCGACUCGUGCCGCUGCACCUGCGCGCUGACGUGUCCGAGGCGGCGCGGCUCAAUGCCCUUCAGCGUCAUCCGCACCUGCAAGAAGCGCUCGACUUCAUCGACAUGUGCGAGGCGCUCGCCCCCUCCACAUCGCACAUACACGAUGCCUGCGCUGAGGGGGACGGCGCACACGCACUGUCGGCGAAGGCACGGCUCUCCUCGCACGAACAGGGUGCCACGCGGAACCCAAGCAGCAGCUGUCGCGCCCCUUCCCUGUUGCAGCCCUCGCCGGCCUCCUCCCUCGACGUCGCGGCGGCCGCCGCGACGGCAACGGACUCGGCUAGGCGAAGCGUACGUGUGUCGUCGUCGUUGCCGUCAGAGACUGCAUCAGCGCGAGGGCCGGGCUGCCAAGGUGAUGGUGGCCCUCAGCCGCGCCGACGCCACGAGCUGGUUGAUGUGUGGAGCGUCGAUGUCGUGCGUCACUUGCCGUUCCGCAUCGUGCUUCAGCUCAUCGACACCUAUCUACCGCCGCCGGUGCUUCACCUGUGCGCCGGCAGCGUCGAUGCAGAGUGGAAGGAGAGCUCUGCGGAUGUGACCGGCGACGAUGAUGGCAGCGGUGCAGCAGGCAGCAGCAGCCCCGUCCUGCUCGACGGAAGAGACCGUGUGCCGUGGUAUCUGCAGCCGAUCUUCAACGCCACGCCGCUCGUACACACCACCUUGCAGAGCUCCAAGCUCGGCGCCGCCUACGCUGUUGCCCGCGAUGGCGACGGACCGGCGGCCGGCAUGUUGACGCCGCAGGUCAGCCAAGAUGCAAACGGUGUGCUGCUGCAGCCGUGUCGCAUGUGGAGUAGUCCUUCAUACUACGUCGUCGGCGGCGACGGCAUGAGCGGUGAUGAGGCCGUGAGCCACUCCUUCCAACUCCUGCAAACGCUGGCAGGCUCCUACCUCGGCGCCGGCCUCUACCACCCUAUCAGUCAUGGCACCACGGGUGGCAGCGCUGAGGAUGCUUCGCUGCGUGCUCCAGCGCAGCACCUGUGUCUCCCCCUUCACUCUGGCGAUGCCUUCACGCAGCUGCGCGCGACGGAGGCGGCCUUCCGCAGUGCCCUCCUCACCACCGACCCGCACCUCUUUUGUGACACCGCCGCACCACCAUCAUCCACCAAGUCGCCUGUGGCGGCGGCGCCGUUUCGGCGCUCGUCUCAGCCGCCGCCGCUGUCUUUGCCGACUGCCUCUUCGCAACCGCCCCAUCUACGCGGUCGUGGCGGUGCCGCCGGCAUGCACACAAGCGCAGCUGGCCCCAGCGCCAGACUGGUCUUUGGCGGCUCUGGCAACUCCGUCACAUCUUGCUCUGCCACCCUGCAGAACGCCAUGAAGCCUCUCUUGUACGAGUGGUGUCGGUCGGUAGAGGAGAUGAGCAAAUCCACCCUUCUCUCCCGACCUGGGUGGCAGAUGCGGGUGACGCUCCAGAUGGUGCGGCUACUCGAGGAGUCCUACGCGUCGGGGAGGGCAGUGCGAGCAGCACAAGCGGCGAUGCGGUCUGGCUAG